Molecule: messenger RNA, 882 nt
Organism: Penicillium salamii
Lineage: Eukaryota; Fungi; Ascomycota; Eurotiomycetes; Eurotiales; Aspergillaceae
Source: the annotation of a GenBank genome assembly
AUGGCAUCCGUGUUGCGUUUCCGAACGGUCUGGGGUAUCAGCCCUGGUACCAACUACGAGAAUUGGGCGAAAUGGUUCCCGACUCUCAAGAAGCAAGGAUAUGCGGGUGUCGAGGUGGACUUUACUGAUUUGGAAGAUCUUCCGACCAUUCGUCGGAUUGCUGACGACGCUGGGUUGGAAAUAAGUGUCCUGAUACACGCGCAGUGGCCUAGUUACGCUGGACCUAAGCCCCCAGGUCCUGCUCCCAAAGAUCUCCUCCAAGAUUACCGAUCUAAACUCCAGAUUGCCCAAAGUCUGAAACCAUACAAAAUCAAUGCGCAUUCUGGAAAUGAGCGAUGGACGGUGGAUGAGGCGGUCGAAUUCUACAGUGGCACUCUCAACGUCGAUGCCGAGUUAGGGCUCACAGGCAAGGUGUGCCAUGAGACUCACCGAAACACGGCCUUUUUCAGUCCCCAGUCUACAGCACCGAUCCUGCAAAAGGUACCAAAGCUGCGUGUCACCGCUGAUUUCUCCCACUUCGUGGUGGUAUGCGAACGUCUCCUGGAUGUUUACGAGGAAGAUAUAUCCGCGAUCCGCACAAUCAUUCCGCAUGUGGGACAUAUUCACGCGCGAAUGGGUACAACACAGGCGUCACAAUGCCCAGACCCGACACACGAAGUUUACAAAGAGGAGAGAAAAUAUUUUGAAACUGUCUGGAAACAAAUUAUCGAUGCCACUGCUACUUCCUCGGAGCCGAUUACAUUCGUGCCUGAGUACGGACCCUUCCCGUACCACCCUUUCAAUGCUCAAACGACGUUCUCCGAUGUCGCCGAUAGCGAAGGUGCUCGUCUUCACCCGAUCUUCGAAAGCCACGCCCACUCAGCUGUUGCAUCGAGGCAAUAA